This is a messenger RNA of Lactuca sativa (garden lettuce), 516 nucleotides long. RefSeq names its product inactive protein RESTRICTED TEV MOVEMENT 1. The record is from RefSeq and is a predicted model, not a curated record. NCBI's taxonomy places the organism in Eukaryota, Viridiplantae, Streptophyta, Magnoliopsida, Asterales, Asteraceae.
AUGGAUCAACAUGGCUUAGAGUUUAAAAAUUUAAACCUGAAGCAUCUUUUACUCACAGUCAAAAUGAAAAACAUGGUGAAAGUGAAUCCCUAUGGAACGCAAGGGACGUGUUGGGAUGAAAAGGGCAAUACUGAUAUUGUGCAAAUUCUGAUUUCACAUGGUUCUUCUGAGGUCAAUUCAAUCCAAUUUGUAUAUGUUGUAGAUGAGAAAGUGGUUUCUUCAGAAAUGUAUGGAAAACCCUUUGGUUUAAAAUUCGAUACUGUGACAUUUAAUUACCCUGACGAGUAUUUGGUUUGGGUAAGUGGUCGUAAUCAGAAUGAAUUGGCUUCGAUUGCAUUUGGCUUUGGCACCAACAAACGUAAGUUUGGUCCCUUUGGAAUGCUCGAUUCAACGAUCCACAGAGAGGACGCAAUUCUUAAUAAAACAAGAUUAAAUCAAGGAUUCCUGAUUGUGAUAAAUGUUAAGAGUUACACAGAUUUUUCAUGCAUGGAUAUAGAUGCCAUUGAUAUUAUCUGA